Molecule: messenger RNA, 1983 nt
Organism: Exaiptasia diaphana
Lineage: Eukaryota; Metazoa; Cnidaria; Anthozoa; Actiniaria; Aiptasiidae
Exons: 3
Coding region: 136-1137 (333 amino acids)
Molecular function (GO): oligosaccharide binding
Source: RefSeq, a predicted model, not a curated record
ACCAUUUGAAAGAACAACUUAUCCAGUCAUUUAUAUCCAGGGUGCUCAAUUCGGUCAAUUUUGCGCUUGUACUUAUAUAGGACACCGCUCAGGUGUAAUUCAACAGAUUUUCCUAAACGAGAGAACGAAAUUAUCAUGGCAAAUUGUGCAUCAAUUUUUGUCUUUUUUUCGUUUUUUCACUACAGUUGCUAUCUCUUUGUGAAAUCUCAGCCAUUUUCGCUUCUCACUUCUACUGAAGUUGGUAUCGAACUUCAAGGGUUUUUUUAUAAGUCGUUUUCAGACAUGAAUCUGAGUACUUGCUUUUUAUCCUGCAUGGAAGACGGUGUUUGCCAGUCUAUCAAUUUCUACGUUCCAAAUUUUCAUUGCCAGUUCAACAAGGACACCAUAAAGCUCCGACCUGGGAAUGCUAGGGCGAACGAGCAUGCUGUUUAUAUGGAAAAUCCUGAAAGAGCAAAAAAAGGUUCCCGUCUUUUUCCUGGUCACUCGUGCAAGGAAAUCAAAGAUCUCGGUGAAUAUCGUGGAGAUGGAGAAUACUGGAUUGAUCCUGGGAACACUGGAAAACCCUUCACUGUCUACUGUGACAUGACUACUGAUGGAGGAGGCUGGACUUUGAUAAUGAGGGCACACCUGCCGACUACAGCUCCGCAACCAGUUGUGCUAGAAAAAGAGUAUAAGGCCCUUGCAAGCUACACAAAUUACAGGCAACGGCUCACAUUAGGAGCACUGAAAAAAUUAAGAAAAGAUAUGGGUUUCCAUCAGCUUCGAUUUCGAUGUCGUAAGAAGAGCGUCAACCGAACCAUUCACAUCAUGACCACCAACAACACCGCUGGCCACAAAGUACUUGAUCACUUCCUCGUCAAGACAACAUGGCCGCCAGCUUGCGGCUCGUUUGAAAGACUACAAGAUGACACGUCAAAUCUUACACAGAAUUGCAUGAAGUGGGGUUAUAAUGGUAGAAAAGAGGUGAAUCGAUGGGGAAGAAAUUCCAAUUAUGGACCUACCCGACUAUACAGCGCUUCUAUGUUAUGGGAAGAGAAGUACUACUUUUCCAUUCAGAAAUAUAACUGUGAUGACUUUACUGGAAAGACCUCCGGAGCUCUCAACGUUGGGGACAUUUGGGAAAUAUUUGUUCGUUAAAGUAAAAAGAAAGAUGCAUAGAUGUCUAGGAAGGGCCGGUGAAUUAGCUUCCAAUACAAUCAAACUGAAACCCUGGAUUUAGACGAUGUUAAUAGCCAAAGAGGACUAUAAGCGCAUAACGAGAUUUUUGUAAUAUGCAUGACAGUGCUGGAUCAGUUCUCGUUACACCAACAUGGUCGACAGCGUGUAACUCCUUUAAAUGACUACCAGUUGAUUCUUCGGUUCUUGCGCACAAUUGUUAAAAGUUACUAGGUAUAGAAUAGCAGUUAUGCAGUAUUCAGCAAUAUUCAGCAGUCUUCAGUAUUGAACUUUUUUUGAAUUAACUCUAUAAGCAACUAUUAGAUAGCGUUGUUUCCCUGACAUUUAAUUAUUGAAAAAUUGUUGAUAGAUUCUUCAGCAAUUUGUGCGUGAUUCGGAAUGGCUGCAGUUUUGUAGUUUUGUUUAGAAAAGGUAUAUGCAGCAUCAUAUAGCAGAUCUUGAAAAGGCUUUCCAGUAACAAGAAUCUAAUGUUCCAGUUUCAAUGAGAGAAUAUUCACUAUCCCCUCGUGUGAAAGUGUCUGAAAAGUCAGGUUUGUCUUUUUGUUGAUAAAUGACAACGUAUAUAUCAGGACGCGUGAAAGUUGGAAAAUUUGAAAUUUCUUUUUAGGUUGACAACCUUUGCCAUAUCGGCUGUAUACUAUUAGUUUUGAAGAAUUGCCUGCAGUAAUACCGUUAAGUUAGUUUAGAUCAAACCAACAUUAUUAUAUACCAUAUAAGUAAUGCUCAAGCAUGAUGAAGUUUUCCAUAAAGUUUAGCAAAUCAGUACCUAUAACUUUAGAGUAUUUAUCGAAUAAUUAAAAAAGUACG